AUGGCCAACUUCAAAAAAACUCUUGAUCUACAAAUUUUACAAAAAGGACAAUAUUUUAGGAAGGGGAGCAUCAAACAUUGGCUUUCAAAAUGGGACCGAACGAUUGCUGCUAUUACAGCAAUUAUAAUAUUUUUCGGUUUACUGGGCUUCGUAAUAGUUAACAUAAUAUUUUUCGAUCAAAAUGAAGAUGAAAUAUCGUCUUCCUCUGGAAAAAGCAAUGGAAAGGUUUCCACAUACUACUAUGAAAUUCAACCUUUAAAUGAAUAUUUAGAAAAAUGUAUUAUUUCGGAUAGUAUACUAGUUUGUACUUCUGCAAAAAGUGAAGAACUCGUAAAGGACAUAAAUAAGGCCAUAGAAGAAAGACCAGUUAAAAAAUACGAAGAGUUAGAGCUUGUAAAAGUUAUCUUUAAAGAUAAUAAAAUAGACAAGGGCUGGUUGGAUGGUGUCAAUUUAAAUAUAGCCUCACUGACUAUAACAAAAUCUCAGUUAUCUGAAUUAGGAGAAAAGGCUUUUAGUGGUGACGUUUUUAACAAUCUAAGAACGUUAACCUUAAGCGAUACCAAAAUUAGUACCUUUAGGAGAAACAUGUUUGAAGAAUCUCAAAUUGAAACAUUACAAAUAAACUACGGGACUAUGUUUGUCGUAAACUUUGAGAAAGAUGCAUUUGGAGCUUUAGGUCAAGCCCUUACCACACUUCAAUUACAAGGAUGUUUGAGUAAUAAUGUGUUGCUGAAUAUAACUGGUCCAAAUACUACACUAAAGUCUUUAAGUGUAUUAGAUUUGCGGAAUAAUAAUUUAAGAGAAUUACAGGCUUCCAGUUUUUCAAACGUGUCAAAUUUGAGGCAAUUAUUCAUGUCAGAUUCGCUAAUAACAGAUAUAGAACCAAACACUUUUGCUUUUCUGUAUCUACAGAAGCUAGAUUUAAGAAACAAUAAAAUGACAACAUUACCAGAACAUAUGUUUGACAGUGUGGAAACUGGUAUUUCAAUUAAUGGUAACCCUUGGAUCUGCAACUGUGAUUUAGUAUGGUUGAGAGAUUUGUAUAAUAGUAAAACCGACUUGUUUACCGACGAUUUUUUGUGUUAUACUUCAGAAGGAUUUAAAUAUUAUAAAAAUGUUAAUUUUUGUUCUGAUUCAACAACUGAAAGCCACAGAAGUACUUUUUCGACUACAAAACCAACAUACAGUACAACGGAAAUAACAGAUGCAACAACAGAACCAACAACUGAAUCUCCACCAUCAACACAAACUGUUUUUUGUCAUGAGGAACAUCAAAUGCGUACUUUGGAUAAUGCACAACCUAUAGAUGAUUAUACAAUUGAUGUUCGCAAAGGCCAAGUUGUGAUGCAUUUCGCACACACUGCAGAUCCUUAUGAAACAUAUAUUUUGUAUGUAACAGGCAAUAUAAGCAAUGAAUCGUUACUUUGGAAAUCAGAGGACGUUGUAGAGUGUGUCAAAUCGGUAUCUGGGGGAUUUCAGUACCAACUUAUGCUUAAAAGCGAAAAAACCUAUACCUUUUGUAUUUUACAACCUUCUAGUAAUACAGCAUCGCCAUUUGACUGUACUGCUUUAACUACCCCACCUCCAUUGGAAAAACGAGCCUGGAUCACAAACAACUUUAAGAUUCCAUUAAUUUUGGCCAUUAGCGGUUCUAUACUUGCUGCUAUUUUUGUAAGUGGUAUAAUAGUGUUUUAUUGCAUACGACAACAUCCUAAUCUCAUCAAAGGAAAUAAACGUGUUAUAAUCGUCGAGAGUAAAGCUGCAGACGCCAUAAUUAUGCCAAAAACAUACUACGAUGAAAUUAACUAUACACCACCAUCAUUGUACAGUUAUAGUAAUGGUUACUUGACCCCAAAAUACAACGGGAUUAACACUCAAAUAAUUGUUCCACAACACUUAAGAACAAUUGCAGAACAUACUGCAUUCGUAAUACCGACAAAUAAUACAGAUGGGCGUUUUAGAAAAGGGCAUUAUAGAAGGAGGACACGAGUAGAACACGUUACGCAAUCUUUUGAUGAUCAUGUGUAUGAAUCACCGCCACCGCUGCCACCUAAUCAUCCUUCGGAAAUGAAAAAUUUUGAUUGCAUAAGUCUGAACUCUAGUAGAGUAUAA
Molecule: messenger RNA, 2112 nt
Organism: Tribolium madens (black flour beetle)
Lineage: Eukaryota; Metazoa; Arthropoda; Insecta; Coleoptera; Tenebrionidae
Exons: 3
Coding region: 1-2112 (703 amino acids)
Molecular function (GO): protein binding
Source: RefSeq, a predicted model, not a curated record